Messenger RNA from Schizosaccharomyces octosporus yFS286, 2692 nucleotides. Its product is annotated as myo-inositol transporter Itr1. NCBI's taxonomy places the organism in Eukaryota, Fungi, Ascomycota, Schizosaccharomycetes, Schizosaccharomycetales, Schizosaccharomycetaceae. The transcript has a single exon. Gene Ontology annotation, molecular function: myo-inositol:proton symporter activity. Gene Ontology annotation, cellular component: membrane. Gene Ontology annotation, biological process: transmembrane transport. Bases 752 to 2458 code for a protein of 568 amino acids. The record is from RefSeq and is a predicted model, not a curated record.
CGCUUUUUGAUGAUUCUACUCUUUCCUAGACGCGCGGGCCGGGUCCCUAAUUCCUCUUCACUUCUUAAAAAAAGACCAAUUCUCAUUGAAGGGCAAUCGAGAGAAGGAAUAAAUUGAGAAUUAGCCUAAUCACGUAUGAAGAAUCUUUAAAUUGAAUUUUUAUACGUUACGAGCCUAGUUGGUAGUCUGAUACGCUUGAACCAAAAAAUACCCAUCUGAAGUGAAAGAAAACGUUCCUUUGUAUGUGUGUUUGUGCUCCUAUUGUCGAUAUAUAAUUCAUAUAUUGAGUGGUUACUGAUUACUUUGAUUAUUCCUGUUCUGUGUUUUAUUUUCAUUUGUGUUUCUGUUUUUCUCCUUAUCAAUUUACGAAAUUCGCAUCCUCCCCCUUAUUCAAUUAAAGAUCCUAUAUAUCUUUUCUUUUUUUACAAUUACUUGUGUUACCAUCCGUUUCGUAUUGUGUUUUAUCAGUGCCGUGGUUGUGCUUUGUUUGUUCACGAUUAUUUGCUUUCGUUUUAAUAGUAACUAUUUCAGCAUUUCCAAAGAAACAACAUCCAUAUCUUAAUUGCUAAAUUCUGCCCUAGGAACAAGGCAUAUUUGUGGUUGAAAUUGAGGUUUGUUUACAUCUGUUCAAUACCACUGCCACCGACUUUUCUUUAUAUUUCUAUUAUAUUUCUUCAAAACAGAGAAUUAUACUUGUAAUAGUCUUUCUGAUUUCUUCUUUUUUAUUUAUUUAUUUUUAUUAUAUUCCUAAAUGGAUUUAGGACGUGUGAAAUCUGCAAGUUUCGUGGAUGAAGAGCGGUUGUCGAAUAAUAAUCAGCUAAGGCCUGAGAACCCCUUCGAAACUCCGUUGGAACUUGACGCAGCUGAGAAAUCCUCAAAAAAAUCGUUUGAAAUUGCAAAUGUGGAUCAGGGAGCCAUCAACCCCGAGCUUUCCUUAUCCGGUCAUCAUGGUUUUAAUGAUACAGUGGAAUGUCAACCUGUAAGUAAGCGAAUCUGGGUCCUUGCAGCUGCUGCAGGAAUUGGAGGGCUCCUCUUCGGUUAUGACACGGGUGUUAUUUCUGGUGCUCUCGUUGUUAUGGGAAAUAGUUUAGGGAAAAGCUUGACUGAUGGGGAUAAAGAAUAUAUCACAUCAUCAACGUCGUUAGGCGCUCUCAUAGGUGGCAUUGUAGCCGGUGCGCUUGCUGACUUUCUAGGUAGAAGGCCAGUCAUUGCUAUAGCUAGUAUCAUCGUCAUUGUUGGCUCUAUCGUACAGGUUACUGCUCAUAGCUUAUGGCAUAUGAUCGGUGGUCGUUUUGUCAUAGGUAUUGGUGUUGGCUUAGCUUCUCUUAUUGUACCUCUGUAUCUUAGUGAAUUAGCACCUUCUAAAAUUCGUGGCCGCCUUGUGAUUGUCUAUGUGUUCUUAAUUACUCUAGGACAGGUUGUAGCUUACGGUAUCGAUACUGCUUUUGAACACGUUAAAAACGGUUGGCGGUAUAUGGUUGGCCUUGCCAUUGUCCCAGCUUUUAUUCAAUUACUUAUAUUAGUAUGGCUUCCAGAAUCCCCCCGUCUUUUAAUUAAAAAAGAUAAAGCUAAAAAAGCUUAUGAGACCUUAGCAAGUAUCUAUCCAACUGCUCAUCCGUAUGAGAUUCAAACCAAACUUCAUCUUAUUCAGGAGGGUGUUCGUGAUCCUUUUACUGGUACUAGGUUCCAAAAAAUCUUAAAAACUUUAAAGGAACUCUAUUUUGUACCUUCUAAUUUUCGAGCCCUUAUCCUUGCUUGCGGACUACAAUCAUUACAACAGCUUUCCGGUUUCAACUCUCUCAUGUACUUUUCAAGUACUAUUUUUCAAAAUGUUGGGUUUGAUAAUCCAACUGCAACUGGUCUUAUUAUUGCUGGAACAAAUUUUGUCUUUACCAUUGUUGCUUUCACGGUGAUUGAUCGCUUUGGUCGUCGUAUAUUAUUGUUAGUUACUCUUUGGGGUAUGAUUGGUGCACUCAUCGUGUGUGCUGUUGCUUUUCAUUUUCUACCCAGAGACGAAAAUGGAAACGUCAAGGCAGGACAGGGGAACCCAUGGGCUAUUGUUGUUUUAAUUUCUAUGAUUGUUUAUGUUGCAUCGUAUGCAUCUGGUCUUGGUAAUCUUCCUUGGCAACAAUCGGAAUUAUUUCCAAUGACUGUUCGUGGUUUAGGUACAGGUAUGGCUACUGCUGUAAAUUGGGCUAGUAAUCUAGCUAUUGGCUCUACAUUCUUGACCUUGAUGUCCGAAAUUACUCCUACAGGUACAUUCGCUUUAUAUGGCGGCCUUUGUUUUGGCGGCUUUGUAAUGUCAUAUUUUUGCUAUCCAGAAUUUGCGGAUUAUACAAUUGAAGAAAUCAGUAUUUUGCUGAAAGAUGGAUUUAACAUUAAAGAAAGUUUAGAGCAUCUGCGACGAAUUCGCCAGGAACGUGCUUGGUCUAAGGAAGACGAUCAGGAAAAAGCCUAACCUUUUCCAAAUCUUGAAAUGGUUCAUAAAUUUAUUUUAUGACUUUACAAAUUCGCUUUAUCUGUUAUAUUUUAUCAAUCUUUAUGUUUGUACUAGAUAUUCUUUUAUCCUUGAUUUUACUCGUUAUUUUCCUUUUCAUGAAAGAUAUGUUAUGAUAUAUUUUUUUAUUGUUUAUUCCUUAUAGUUAAAUAUAAAUAAUUUACUUAAUGUUAUUUAAAGAUGUCUGCUUGGCAA